UGUCAAUUGUCAGUGUCAACUGUCAGUUUAAACUAAAAAUUUGUGACUGUUAUUGAUUUAUUUAAAAAUUAAAAUUGUUAUAUUAUAUUUUGAAUGUUAUAUAGUCCAAACUCAAACUACAACAAGUAACAGAAAAUUGGCGGGAAUCUUGACAUACGAAGACCGAAAUCUAAAAAGUUUUUAGCAUGGAUAAGAAAAAACAAUACAAAGGUCCGCCUCCAAAGCGAUUUAAAUCAAAUGAUGACGACGAGGAAAACGAAAUGCCAUGUAGUUUUGAAGAUCAACUCGCAGGAAUGGAAGGUGAAUUUGAUUCACCUCAAAUAUUCGGUGAUGGACCUGAAAAUCAGACUACUAAUGUGAAGUGGUCUAGACCAUCUCCCCCUGAUUUCAACCCUGUAAAAGAUGCCCUUAUUUUUCAACAACUAGAUAUUGAUCACUACAAUGGACAACCAAUACAAGGAAUGCCUGGAUCCCAGUUAGGUCCCAUCCCAAUUAUGAGAAUGUACGGAGUUACAAUGGAAGGUAAUUCAGUUUGUUGUCACGUUCAUGGGUUUACACCCUAUUUCUAUGUAAGUGUACCUACAAAUUUCGUUGAAUCUACAUGUCAUGUACUCAAAUCCAAUUUAAACAAAGCUGUUCUGGAGGAUCUUCGAUCUAAUAAGGAUAGCAUCAAAGAAGCAGUUUUAGAAGUACGAUUAGUGAAAGCUAAGUCAAUAAUGUAUUAUAAAGGGGAAAAUAUUAGCACUUUUGCAAGAGUAUCAGUUGCAUUACCAAAAUUAAUAGCAGCUUCAAAGAGACUCAUUGAAAGACAGCCAACUACUUUUGGAUUGUCUGAUCCAUCUUUUUAUGAGACCAACAUUGAUUUUGAUAUUCGUUUCAUGGUUGAUACUUCUGUUGUUGGCUGCAGUUGGAUAGAAUUGCCAGUUGGUAAAUGGUCAAUGAGAACUAAAUUUACGCAAUUAAAACCAGAAACCAGAUGCCAAAUUGAAGUUGAUGUGGCUUGGAAUGUAUUCAUUGCACAUCAACCUGAAGGAGAAUGGCUUAAAGUUGCACCUUUUAGAAUAUUGAGUUUUGAUAUUGAAUGUGCUGGAAGAAAAGGAGUUUUCCCAGAACCAGAUAAAGAUCCUGUUAUUCAAAUUGCCUCAAUGGUAAUUAGACAGGGCGACAGUGAACCAUAUCUUAGAAAUGUAUUUACAUUGAAUACAUGUGCUCCAAUAGUAGGCUCCCAAGUUCUGAGCUUCCAAUCUGAAUCAGAAAUGUUAAGCAAAUGGUCAGACUUCUUCCGUGAGUUGGAUCCUGACAUAAUCACAGGAUAUAAUAUUACUAAUUUUGACUGGCCUUAUCUUAUAAACCGUGCUAAGCAUUUGAAAGUAGCAAAUUUUGAUUUCUUAGGUAGAAUCAGAAAUAUCAGAUCUGUAAUUAAAGAUUCAAUUUUACAAUCAAAACAAAUGGGACGUAGAGAAAAUAAAAGUGUGAACUUUGAAGGUAGAGUCCCAUUUGAUUUGUUACUUGUUCUUGUCAGAGACUAUAAACUGAGAUCAUAUACUUUAAAUGCUGUAAGUUUCCAUUUUCUGCAUGAGCAAAAAGAAGAUGUUCAUCACAGUGUAAUAACAGAUUUACAAAAUGAAAAUGAACAAACCAGAAGAAGGUUAGCAAUGUACUGCCUUAAAGAUGCUUAUUUGCCACUUAAACUGUUGAAUAAAUUAAUGUGUAUUAUUAAUUACAUGGAGAUGGCUAGAGUGACAGGAGUGCCAUUACUGUGCUUGUUAACAAGAGGCCAGCAGAUCAAAGUGGUUAGUCAAUUGUUAAGGAAAGCAAAGGAAGCCAGUUAUCUAAUGCCUGUUCAUCAAGGCCAGGGUUCAGAUGAUCAAUUUGAAGGAGCAACUGUUAUUGAACCAAAGAAAGGUUAUUAUUCUGAUCCUAUAUCUACUCUAGAUUUUGCAUCUCUAUACCCUAGCAUCAUGAUGGCACAUAAUCUGUGCUACACAACAUUAGUUCCACCUACUUCACAAAAAGAAUUAAAUGUAAGCUCUGAUGAUAUAACUGUAACACCUUCUAAUAAUAUGUUUGUUAAAGCUAAUGUUCGAAAAGGAUUGCUACCAGAAAUUUUGGAAUCCCUACUUGCAGCCAGAAAGAAAGCAAAAGCAGACCUCAAAGAAGAGAAAGACCCUCUAAAACGCUCAGUACUUGAUGGAAGGCAAUUGGCUUUAAAAAUAAGUGCAAAUUCAGUUUAUGGGUUUACUGGUGCCCAAGUAGGAAAACUGCCUUGUUUAGAAAUAUCAGGUAGUGUUACAGCUUAUGGAAGAACUAUGAUAGAGUUCACAAAAGCAGAAGUAGAAAAAAAAUAUACCAAGUCAAAUGGCUACAAAGAAGAUGCUGUUGUUAUUUAUGGAGAUACUGAUUCUGUAAUGGUUAAGUUUGGUGUUAAAACACUUGAGGAAAGUAUGGAUCUAGGAAGAGAAGCAGCUGCUUUUGUUACAUCAAAGUUUGUAAAACCUAUCAAAUUAGAGUUUGAAAAAGUGUAUUAUCCAUAUUUGUUAAUUAAUAAGAAAAGAUAUGCAGGUCUUUAUUUUACAAGACCAGAAAAAUAUGAUAAAAUGGACUGUAAGGGCAUUGAAACUGUAAGAAGAGAUAACUCUCCUCUAGUUUCAAACAUGAUGAGUACAUGUCUACAAAAGUUAUUAAUUGAUAGAGAUCCUGAUGGAGCUGUCAAUUAUGCAAAACAAAUCAUAUCUGACCUUCUGUGCAACAGGAUUGAUAUAUCUCAACUUGUAAUAACAAAAGAGCUAACUAAAAAUGAUUAUGCAGCAAAGCAAGCUCAUGUGGAGCUAGCGGCUAAGAUGAAGAAACGUGAUGCAGGCACUGCUCCUAAAUUAGGUGAUAGAGUGCCUUAUAUUAUAUGCUGUGCAGCUAAAAACACUCCAGCAUACAUGAAAGCCGAAGAUCCUAUUUAUGUUCUGGAGAACAGUAUACCUAUUGAUUUCAAUUAUUAUUUAGAAAAUCAGUUAUCUAAACCACUCCUCAGAAUUUUCGAACCAAUUCUUGGAGAGAAAGCAGAGUCUUUGCUUCUUAAAGGUGAACAUACAAGAACAAAGGCUAUGGUAACAUCAAAAGUGGGUGCUUUAGCAGCCUUCACCAAAAAGAAAGAGAAAUGUAUUGGAUGCAAAACAGUUAUGCCUAAUGAUGCCAAAAAAGCAUUAUGUAAUCAUUGCUUAGAUAAGGAAGGGCAAUUAUAUAUCACUGAAGUAUUUAAGGUGCGACAACUGCAAGAAAAGUUCUCAAAAUUAUGGACAGAAUGUCAAAGAUGUCAAGGAAGUCUCCAUGAAGAAGUGCUAUGCACUAACAGAGACUGUACGAUUUUUUACAUGAGAAAGAAGGUUGGAAUUGAAUUAGAUUCUCAAGAAAAAUCUGUAUUAAGAUUUGGUGAACCUAUUUGGUAAUCAAUAAUCAUGCAAAAAAAUUGAUUUGGUUUUUUUAAAUAAAAAUACAUCCAUAAAAGUAUUUCAUUUAUUUUAGGCACAAAAGUACAAAUUUAAUACUGCAAGUGGAAUGAGUUAAUUUCUUGAUUUUCCAGAAGGAAUGUCUCAAAACAAUAAUAAUUCACAAAUACAACCAAUAACAAGUGUUAUGGGUACAGAUCUAUUUUAAGAAAAAUUUUGAAUAUUUAUCACAGAACAAUAAAACAAACAUUUAACUACAAGAGAACAAAACAAAUAUGCUUUCACUCGAAAUAAACUUAUUUAUAUUGGCAAAUAAACAACCAUUUAAAUUCAUGCCUUUAUAAUAAUAUAAUACUAUGAAUAUCAUAUUUAAAUUUCUAUACAUAUAAAACUAAAUGUCAAUAUAUUAUUUGUCUUCAAAUAUGUUGAAACAUUUUUUGUCCAAGGACAAAACAAUUUAAGGAAAACUAACCCACACUAUAGAUGUUCAGUUUGAACUGAAAAUUCAAACUGUUCAGUUAAAUUGCCUGUGUGUAGUGUCCAUCAGUUUUUUCUAAUGACUUUGAUUGAAAUUGCAAUUAGAUAAAACUGCAGGUCUGUAGCACUGGUUAAGAAGAAGUUGCCAUAUAUUUCUACACUUCAAUUUGCUAAUUCUCGCUUUCAGAGAAUAAAAGCCACUGAAUUUGUUAUGACGUUCAAUACAUAAGUUAUGCUUUAUAAUGCAAUCUAAGUUUCUACUAAAGUCAAACAGGGUUUACUUUAUCUGCAGAAAGAGAUUUA
Molecule: messenger RNA, 4220 nt
Organism: Bicyclus anynana (squinting bush brown)
Lineage: Eukaryota; Metazoa; Arthropoda; Insecta; Lepidoptera; Nymphalidae
Gene: PolD1
Product: DNA polymerase delta catalytic subunit
Exons: 2
Coding region: 186-3440 (1084 amino acids)
Biological process (GO): DNA-templated DNA replication; nucleotide-excision repair, DNA gap filling; DNA replication proofreading
Cellular component (GO): delta DNA polymerase complex
Molecular function (GO): nucleotide binding; 3'-5'-DNA exonuclease activity; DNA binding
Source: RefSeq, a predicted model, not a curated record